This is a messenger RNA of Falco peregrinus (peregrine falcon), 6853 nucleotides long. RefSeq names its product BCAS3 microtubule associated cell migration factor (gene BCAS3). Lineage: Eukaryota; Metazoa; Chordata; Aves; Falconiformes; Falconidae. Gene Ontology annotation, cellular component: cytoplasm. Gene Ontology annotation, molecular function: protein binding. Gene Ontology annotation, biological process: autophagy; response to starvation. The record is from RefSeq and is a predicted model, not a curated record. Bases 256 to 2793 code for a protein of 845 amino acids. The transcript is spliced from 24 exons.
GGGGGCAGCGCCGGCUGCCGCUCGCCUCUCAACCGAGCUUUAGGACGCAGCCGCCCUCCCUGUCCCUUCGUGCCCCGCCCGCUGCUGGGAAGCGGGUCCGGGGAUUGGCCGGACGCGGGGCGCAGCCCGCCUUCGGGGCUGUGUGAUUGGCUAGCAGCGGGUAGUGCGCUGAGUGUCAUUCCCCGUGGGGGUCCCAAACACUGUCAGUGAGGCGUCGGGCGGAGGGCAGCAGCGGCAGGUAUCUGCAAAGAAACGAUGGCGACAGAAUCUCCGCGCCGCCCAAGUCGAUGUACUGGAGGAGUGGUGGUUCGCCCACAAGCUGUCACGGAACAGUCAUACAUGGAAAGUGUUGUUACAUUUCUUCAAGAUGUUGUGCCACAGGCCUACAGUGGUACCCCACCAGCAGAAGAGAAAGAGAAGAUCAUUUGGGUCAGAUUUGAAAAUGCAGAUUUGAAUGAUACAUCAAGGAAUAUCGAGUUUCAUGAAAUACAUAGCACCGGGAAUGAACCACCAUUACUGCUAAUGAUCGGAUACAGCGAUGGAAUGCAAGUCUGGAGCAUACCUAUCAGUGGUGAAGCUCAGGAACUCUUUUCUGUCCGCCAUGGUCCAGUGCGAGCUGCGCGGAUUUUACCAGCUCCACAAAUCAGUGCUCAGAAAUGUGAUAAUUUUUCUGAGAAGCGGCCUCUUCUUGGUGUGUGCAAAAGCAUCGGAUCUUCUGGCACAAGCCCACCUUACUGCUGUGUGGACCUUUAUUCUUUGCGAACAGGAGAAAUGGUCAAGUCCAUACAGUUCAAAACUCCUAUUUACGAUCUGCAUUGCAAUAAAAGGAUACUCGUUGUAGUCCUGCAAGAGAAAAUUGCUGCCUUUGACAGCUGUACUUUCACCAAAAAAUUCUUCGUUACAAGCUGCUAUCCUUGUCCAGGGCCAAACAUGAAUCCUAUUGCUAUUGGAAGCCGUUGGCUUGCUUAUGCAGAAAAUAAGCUGAUCCGAUGCCAUCAAUCCCGUGGUGGAGCCUGUGGAGACAACAUUCAGUCUUACACUGCCACAGUCAUUAGUGCUGCCAAAACGAUAAAGACUGGACUUACGAUGGUGGGGAAAGUAGUUACGCAGCUGACAGGCACGCAGCCUUCAGGAGCAACCGAAGAAGAAAUUUUAGCUCAUAGCAACAUUCGUCGAAGUCCUCUGGUGCCUGGAAUCAUCACCAUCAUUGAUACAGAGACAGUUGCAGAAGGGCAGGUACUUGUCAGUGAGGACUCUGAUAGUGAUGGUAUCGUGGCUCACUUCCCUGCACAUGAAAAACCUAUUUGCUGCAUGGCUUUUAACCCCAGUGGGAUGUUGCUGGUCACUACUGAUACAUUAGGCCAUGAUUUCCAUGUUUUUCAAAUACUGACACAUCCUUGGUCAUCAUCACAAAGUGCCGUCCAUCAUUUGUAUACCCUUCACAGGGGAGAGACUGAAGCCAAAGUACAGGAUAUCUCCUUCAGCCAUGACUGUCGCUGGGUUGUGGUCAGCACGCUUCGUGGCACUUCUCAUGUUUUUCCUAUCAAUCCUUAUGGUGGCCAACCUUGUGUCCGAACACACAUGUCACCCCGGGUGGUAAAUCGCAUGAGCCGAUUCCAAAAGAGUGCAGGGUUGGAAGAGAUCGAGCAAGAGCUGACAUCUAAGCAAGGAGGACGCUGUAGCCCUGUUCCAGGCCUGUCAAGCAGCCCGUCUGGCUCACCGCUCCAUGGUAAAUUGAACAGCCAAGACACUUACAAUAACUUCACAAACAAUAAUCCUGGAAACCCUCGACUCCUGCCUCUUCCAAGUUUGACUGUGGUGUUGCCUCUUGCUCAAAUCAAACAGCCAAUGACAUUAGGGACCAUCACCAAACGCACAGGACCUUACCUGUUUGGAGCAGGAUGUUUUUCCAUAAAAGCUCCAUGCAAAUCCAAACCAGCUCCACAGAUUUCACCCAGUAAGUCUGUGGGAGGAGAGUUUUGUGUUGCUGCAGUCUUCGGAUCAUCAAGGUCAUGGUUUGCAAACAAUCCUGGUCUGAAAAGGGAAAAAGAUCAAUCAAAACAGUUUGUUGUGGAGUCAUUGUAUAUUAUCAGUUGUUAUGGUAGCCUGGUGGAACACGUAUUGGAACCACGGCCGCUCAGCACUGCUCCGAAGAUUAGUGAUGACACACCUUUGGAAAUGAUGACGUGCCCAAGAGCCAGCUGGACUUUGGUUAGAACUCCUCAGUGGAAUGAACUCCAACCACCAUUUAAUGCAAACCAUCCACUGCUCCUGGCUGCAGAUGCUGUACAGUACUACCAGUAUCUUCUGGCUGGCUUGGUCCCACCAGGGAGCCCUGGACCGAUCACUCGACAUGAGUCAUACGACAGCUUAGCAUCUGACCACAGUGGGCAAGAGGAUGAAGAGUGGCUUUCGCAGGUCGAAAUAGUGACUCACACCGGGCCUCAUCGACGCCUGUGGAUGGGCCCACAGUUCCAGUUCAAAACGAUCCAUCCCUCAGGCCAAACUACUGUCAUCUCAUCCAGUUCCUCAGUGCUGCAGUCGCACGGUCCAAGUGACACCCCACAGCCUCUUCUGGACUUUGAUACAGAUGAUCUUGAUCUCAACAGUCUCAGGAUUCAGCCAGUUCGUUCAGAACCUGUUAGUAUGCCGGGGUCACCACGUCCAGUUUCUGAUCGCAGAGGAGUUUCAACAGUGAUCGAUGCUACUUCAGAUGGCUGCGAACCAAGUUCAGCACUCGCCUACCAAGGUGAAGUCAGGCCAGUUGCAACGAGCUCAGCAGCAGUGAAAUAAUGCGGCUAACACCAACUCCCCGUAGAAAAAUUGAAGAGCAUAGCUUCAUGUAUAACUCUUGGUACGUCAAGGUGAAAAUAUACCACUCGGACUCUCCAAACUGGAAGCACAGCAGAAAGUAAAACUAGCAGCUGCGUUUAAAAAUUUCAUAAGAAGCCAUCCCUUCUGUGUUUACAAUUCAGAAAUAAAUUGCAGACCUGUAGAAUCAUUACUUCUUCUGUUUUUCCAAUUGUUCGCUUCCAUCACAAAUCUGAGCCAUAUGUCCUUGGGGGGUAAAAUGCUGGCUGAACUAAAAUAUAGUCCUUCCCUGUGAAACCAGCCUUCAAAUGUGUGAUGGCAAGCUACAAGGCUCUUGCUGUGUCAUGCCAUCCAAACUUCAGUCAAUGAGCAGAAUCCAAAUUUGCACCAGUAGGUCAUGACCGGUAAUGCGGGGAUUGGAAAAUACCCAGUUAUUCUGCAGGGUGUACUGGGACAUCGUGUGUUCCUGCAUAGGAGGUUCAGGAGAGUGGUGAGCUUGGUCAUGCUUCCUGGUAUUUUCCUGGUCAGAUACUUUUAUAUGCCCCAAGAUAUUAUUACUGCUUUGGGUGAAAGUAAUGUAUUUCUAGAAAUAACCUUUGCCUUGUUCUAGGCUGAUAGAAACAAUUAAAGAUUAGUCCUGAGCAUGCUGGAUCUUCUGCAGAUCCAGGGUAUGCUUGACAGAAGUUUGUUCUGUAAGACAGUUAGUACAGUCACUUCGGAUUAAGAAUAGACAGCUAUUCUGACCUCUAAACCCAGGACUGUUGAGCAGAUGACAGUCUUAAUUCUUUGCUUCAUUUCGAGUGAGCUCUGUCUUUUGGCUCUCUGCAGUGGAUAUUUAUUGUAUAAAAAGGGGGAAGCAUCUGAUACUGGUUUAAGAUGAUGAGCCUGGGACUUUCACUGACUGCUGUAGCGAUUCUGAGGACAGCAAGAAACAAAAGCAGCUAACGAUUAUCUUCCAUUUAGCCGAGAUGCACACAAAUGCUGUCAUGGCUGCUUUAUAAAUAACUACCCCAGUCCUCCCCCAAUUAUUUUUACUAGUCUUUAGUGGGUGUAUAGCUUUUAAUACUGGAAAACCGAAAGCUGGCUCAGUUUGUUUUCUCAUGAAAUUGUAGCCAGGGCAGUAAAUUCAUAGCUAAGUGCUUACUCAUUGGCUACUGUAUUAUAAAUAACUCUUCACCUUGGCCCUGUUUCUCCAGCCAUUAUUCACCGUGAGUAGCACUUACUCGUGAGCAGGGAGUAGCAGAGAAGUAAAUGAUUCUGCUAUCAUUACUCACAGUUUUAGUACCCUGGCAUGUCAGGAGGUCUGUUUGCAAAUGAGGCACCGCUCUACUGGAGGAGAAGUAGCAAAGUUUUCUUGCCUGGUAGGACUAUAUGGGCAAAAACUACCCCAAGGAAUGGCUACUGUGUCGGUGCUUUCGAAAAUCGAAGCAGAGACGAGUGGGGAGGAGCUGCAGGUAUAGAUACGGGACGUUUGGAAGUGUAUGUGCCUGAAAGUGUUGCUGUGGUUUGUCCUUGGGCUCUGUCAGAAGCGCAAAGCCAGGGAGCAGAUUACGAGCACUGAUGGGAGAGCCAUCGCCUCGUUCCUCCUGCUUUCUCCUUGCCAUUACGCUGCUUUGCUUUCAAAGUGUAAAUUAAUUUAAAGGUUCAAAGCUUUCGGGAAAGAUUCCAGACCAAAGGUCGUCUUUUCUGGGUGGUUUAUUGGCUGUCCUGUGUUUGCCCACAUCUCUAGUGUUUACCAGCUGAGGGAGUUUAUGAAAUUUUGAUGUAGGAAUUAGGUUGUUGCUCAUCUUGUACCUUCUUGCUCGUAUUAUUGACAGUACCACUGAACUGCUCGAGGCAGAUAGUAUCUCGGUGAUCACUGUGCUAUUUCAGCUCUCCACUGCUGACAACAUCAGAAGUGUUUUAACAGGGUUUUAAUGGGCAGCCUCUGUAGCUCCUUGGAGGGUUGCAAAUAGCUGCCGUGAAAAACCUUUUCUGCCGCUCUGAGCUGACAUGCCCUCCUUUUCUCAUCCAGCUGCUGCUUGUUUAUGUGGCUGCAGCACUGUUGACAAGUUCUUCUUAUUUGGGCCUGGGCGCUGUGGAGACCAUGCAAAUUAAGCAAGUUGCUGCAUCUUUCGGGUGAGCUGUGAAGAAUAACAACACGGUUGCGAAACCGCUGGGAAGAGCGGCAGGAUGAGAUGGUAACCCAAACUGUGUUCAGCAAUCCCCUCUUCGCCUCUCUUAGCGCUUUCAAAGGGUAAUCGUACAAGUUAAGCUAAAGUACUAUACAGAGCUAGCUUCUCUGUUUUGUUGCUCACAGCAGAUUUCCAGUGAAGCCCCAGAGCAAGUUAAUGAUUUUGAAGAAAACAACCUUUAUUUUUUAGCAGAAAACACAAAAAAAAGGAUAAAUAAAUCACUACUCCUCAAGACAAAGCAUUAAUUUGAUAGCAGCAGUUUCUAGCUGACUGGUUGCCUUGCUCUGCUUGUUACCAGAAAUGAGGCUCUGAGCACAGCUUUCUUUGCGCUGUGUAAAAGCUUUCUCGUCCCCGUUUUGCUUAAUAUAACUAUAAUGUGCCCUUUAUCACACUUCAACUUGAGCAAUCCCGGUUUAGAAAUAGUGCAUAAUACCCAUGGGAAAAAGCGCUAGAAACGUACUUUAUAAAAAACAUACAGGCGGAGCUCAAAAGAUCCACUGACAUGUAAAUUUAAUUAAAAAAUUAUAGGUUUUCAAUGAGGGCUUGUGUCUUCAAUUUACCAGUUUCCAUGACUUCUUCAGAAAAAGUGUUUCUUUUUGCAUUCUUGGUGGAAAACACACUGAAGGGUAUUACAGUCCCCCAGAAAAGUGACUUUUUUUUUCCCCCCUGUGUCACAGGGAAAAAAAAAUUACCCAAAAUUUGUACACUUGAAAAAGAAGUAAGAAAAAUACCCACUUUCCUGUUUUGUUUUAUUUCUAUCCUUUUGGACAAAAAGUUAAACUUUCCUGUAGCCAGCCUUGCAUGGAAAAGCAUGUCCUAACUGUGUGACUAAGCCUCCUUUUCAUUGCAUGUGCAAAUUUCAGGUAUUUCAGAUCUUUCCAUGAGGCGUCUGAGAUUGGAUGAAGGAGCUGAAGCGGCGAGUGGGCAAGCAGGAGGGCGGCCAAUGGCCAGAGGAAGGAGCAGGCUAUAAAUAGGGCUCAUUAUAUAAAGUAUCGCUGUUCAAAGAGGAUUCUGGCUUCAAUAAGAGAAUCUCAAAGUUUGCUUGAAAAUCUUAAGAAUUGCUCCAUCUGCUGCAUGUUUCAAGGAAGAAAUCCCCAGCAAGGCAAGGCCACUGUGCUUGGUGUGAGGAGCAGCCCCGGACGGCCGUUUGCUCGCACCGAUGUGCUCAGUGCGGAGAUUCUCCUCUAAAAUCCUAAGUGAAAAGUAAAACGUGAAUCUCUUGGCUACUAAAACUUAAAAAGGGAAACCUAAAGAUCUUUGAAGCAUGCCAGGAUUAGAUGCUCUUCUGAACUCGGUUCUUCUAUCUACUCUUCUUCCAGCAAACCCCAUCAGAAGCUAAACUCCUUAAAUAUCAGUAUAUUUUAAAAGCUACUUUGCUUAGUACCCGUUAUUUCAGUUUUUAGUGCAGUAAAGGCAGUGGCUUUUGUGGUGCUUCAUUAAGUCCAAAGCAGCCGUGCAAAGGAGCAGAUCCAUAGGUUAAGGGAGAGAACCUCCCCCCUUGUUCUGGAAUUCCAGCCCCUCUGUAAGCGGAGGAGCUGUUUCACACUUCUUUCUGCCUUCAAGCUGGUGGGUCCUUGUGUGAGUUGCAGCACUGAAAACCACUGUGGUUUUUGUUUCUCUAACUUAAUUAAUAAAAAUAAUUCAUCAGUAGCUCUGAUGCCUUUCGGAGUGGUUUUUCCCUGAGUCAGCUUACUGGGGAAGGAGGUUCAUUAUAAAUUAUAAUUAGAAGAAGGAAAAAAAUAGGCAGAGUAAAGCCUCUGAUGUGGUGGACUUCUCGUGACGUUACCGUCUCAGCCUAGUUAAUAUGAAGAAGCUUGUAGCCAAAAUGCUGUAAUCUAGUUUAUAUGUAUUGUUCAAUGUAUGAAAUG